GAAUAACCCAUUAAAAGGGAAUAAUUAUCCAUAACAAAAAUUCCAUUAAUUAAAACCUAAAGCUAGAAACUACGGAGUAGUAAAAAGUGUAGUCCGCAAUAGAAAUUAAAAUCAAUGAAAUUAUAAUUGGGUUGUUCGGCGGCCCGGUCCAAAGAACAACAUACGAAGUACUCCGUAUAUAUUAAGACCGAUACCUAAUCCGGGCACGACUAAUUUAGUACUGCCGUUUGUUUUCGUUAAAUCCGUAUUAGAUUAAACUGCUUCUCUAAUCAUCGCCACCGACUUCAUUCAAGAAACAGAGGACUCAAAUGUGUGGGACUCUCGCCGCCGAUUACCAACUCCGCGAAGAGAUUGGCCGCGGAAAUUUCGCGACGGUGUACCGCUGCUUCUCGCCGUCCACCGGCGAUUUCUUCGCCUGCAAAUCCAUCAAGAAGAGCCUUCUCGCCGACCGCCGUUUCUUGGAGCAGGAGCCUAAGAUUCUCAUGCAGCUCGCCGGCGCCCCCAACAUUCUCCGCCUCUUCAAGGUGUACGAGGACGAGGAUUCUGUCCACCUCAUCACCGAGCUCUGCGACGGAGAAGACCUCUACGAGCGCGUCUCGCGGGGGGCAAUGCCGGAGCCCUGUGCGGCUAAGAUUUUCCGGCAGCUCACGUCGGCGAUCAGCUGCUGCCACCACGCCGGGAUCGCCCACCGUGAUGUGAAACUCGACAACGUGCUGUUCGACUCGAUGGGGAAUCUGAAGCUCGCCGACUUCGGGUACGCCGCCGUGUUCAGAGGCGGCCGGAUGUCGGAGUUUGUGGGGACGCCUUACUACGUGGCACCGGAGAUUUUGAUGCGCCGGGAGUAUGACGAGAAAGUUGACGUGUGGAGUGCCGGCGUGAUUCUGUACAUGAUGCUGGCCGGAGUUCCGCCGUUCCGGGGCGAGACUACGGCGGAGACGUUCAAGGCAGUUUUGAGGGCAAAUUUGGUAUUUCCCACGAAGUUAUUCCGGUCAGUUUCUCCGGACGCGAAAGAUCUGCUGAGAAAGAUGAUCUGCAAAGAUCCUUCUAAACACUUAUCUGCAGACGAAGUAUUAAAACAUGCAUGGAUGAUCAAUGGUGGAGAGACAGAGUAGAAGAAGGAGAGCUGUUUGAUUUCUGGAUGUUAGAUGAAGGCUUUUUUCCAUCCAGUAGUUGAAGUAUAAGUUAUAAUGUUCAAGGAGCUGACCUUGAUCUAUAUCAGUUUGACCAACUCCAGUCAAAGGGGUGAAGCACUUUUUUUGCACUCCACCCUCACUAUCAUAUAUGGUGAUUUUAACAUUCUAAUUAGGAUAUGUUGAGGGUAAGUCCCGUAGAUCCGAAAGCCCAACAUGAACUUUGGAUAUAUCAGGAAUGACCCAGAAUCAAGGUGUACGAGAAAAUAUUAGAUCUGAACUAACUAAAACUCGAAAGCUCACUUGUAUUAAUUAACCAAUCUGAUUACAAGGGAUUUCCCGAUCGAUAAGUCGGAAACUAUGCCUUAAUACAAGAAAUAAGAGCAAAAGAUGCUAUUCUAGAGCUUGAGUAUUGAAAUGCUAACCCUUACAAUGACUUGAAACCUUCUAUUUAUACUAAUGGAGAGCAUGGGCUGCCUCUUGCUGAUUGGCCGUUGUUCCACCGACUUGGUCAUCCAUGCUUCCACUUGCUGAUGUCACAGUCUGACAUUAACUGCACCUGGCCACUUGCUGGUUGGCCGUUGCUCGAACGGGAUGUUGGUCCAUACUGAAGAAGCUGUCAACUUGGCCCAGGUAUAGUAAAUAGUCCGAACCUCGUUCGGUAUGUCUUCUUAUUGGGCCAACCUUUAUUUGGGCCGAACCCCGUUCGGUAUGUCUCCUUACUGGAUCUUCUCAUCAUAGAGUGAUGGGCCUGUUACUUGGGCCGAAUAUCUUGGGCCUUCUCGAUCUGGGUAUUGGGCCUCUAGGUCAAUAUCCCAACACAAGUCCCCCACUUCCGAUGUCUCGAACGAAGUGAGUGCAUCAGGAAGUAUACCAAUGUCACAAUACCCCGAAUGGCGAUCGGGGUACAGAAGUAGCCAGUUCCCCAUGCUGCGAUUUGACGGCUGCCGCUUCAUUUCCCCAUAUUCAUCAUGAUAACCGUCGUUUAGUCUUUUCAUUAGACGCGUGUCUAGCUUAAAUGCCCGUAGUGAUGUGUCGCUCUCUGAUUGGCUCUCGACACGGCGGUUUCAAGGCUAUAAAUUAACCCUUAAUUCCUCAAUUCCGGGUUUUCGACUCUGCAAUUCCUUGGCCUUCGUUGUUUUCUCUGCAAAUUUCCCUCUGCUUUCCUUGCUCAGGUAACUUCCCAACCUUGGAUUCCCCACCUUCAUUUCUGGCUUCGAUCGAGAUGAGCCUCACAGAGCAUUCUUCUGAUUCGGAGAUGGCCUCUCACGGGGAUGACCGUGACAACACCAUGAUAGACGCCAUCCCAGUUCCGUUUGCCGGUGUUUCUACCGAGAUGGCGACGAAUACCAGGGCUGAGGCGGAGGACCUCCCUAGCACUUCUUCUUCCUCUAGUGAGGAUUCUGACGACACCAAGUCUGAGGACGAAUUGGCCUCCAUGGCGGCCGGACGUCCCAACGAUGUUCCUCGCCAUACUCUUGACCUAAAAUUGAUUAGGGAGAGGAGGCAAAAAUUGACCUCUCACAAUAGGGCCGAAAUCCCGGCCCUUAUCCCUGACCCGGUGGAUUUCCGUUUGCAAGCCGGGCUUCAUCCGAUGCGUCAUAGGCCCGGAAUGACCAUAGUCCACUUUGACUCAAUUAGGGCCGGCCUUAGAUUUCCGCUACACCCUUUCUUUAUUUCUUUCUUCAAUUUCUACGAAAUUGUACCGGCCCAGAUUAUGCCGAACUCUUAUCGGGCAAUGACGGGUUUCAUUUGUCGUUGCAAAGAUGCCGGCGCCCGACCAACCUUAGAACUCUUCCACCAGUUUUUCAAAGUAGCCCCCCAACAAACCCACGGCUAUCUGGCCACUAGUGCCCGAACGGGACACAUCCUGUUCAAAGGAAACCCAACUUCGAUCAAAGGGUGGAAAGACCGGUUUUUCUUCGUGUCCAUCCCGGACGGUCUGAUUCCCCGCAAGUGGAAUGCUUUUCCCCGCAAGACCCCUGAUCCUGUCCUGACUGAAGAAAUCUACAAGGACGUGCUCGCUGUGGAGAAGGAUAAAUGCAUGGACAUCAUGAAUUAUCUAACCCCCGAACGACUUAUAACAGCCGGGAUAGGUACUGCCCGUUCUCUUGGGUUUACUUGUUUUGAUAAACCAAGUGCCUUGGUCCGGGCGGUCCUUCCCGUGCGAGAAACGUUCCUUUAUUCUUUUUUAUUUAGUUUCCCACACGCUAGGGCCGCUCGAUACUAACAUUGUUCUUUGCCUUUUUUCAGCACCCAACCCAGAUCUUCCCAUGGAUGAUAGCAGAGUCAUCGCAGCCGGUGGGGGCGGAAAACGGAAAAAAUCCCGGAAGAACCCCCAACCUACUCCCACCAUCGUUCCCGCUCAGGAGGCUGCCCCUUCUCAAUCGCUCCCAGAACCUCAGCCAAUUCAGCAGGUCCACCAAGAUCAAAUAGAGGCCAUGCUGCUUGAUGAUCGGUUUGGUUCUGACCAACUGCACCAAUUUUCCCAGCAUUUCGACUCCGUUCGGGGGGAAUCCUCGAAUGCUGGUGAGACACAUACCGACCACAUUACGGGUCAGGUCGAACGGAUCUCCCUAUCCGACCCUGUUCACGAGGUUUUAGAGAGGGCUGGAUCUACUGCGAGCCAGAUCUGGUCUACCUCCUCCUGGUUUAACAACUUUUCCCUCCCUCAGUUGCCGGUCGAGCAAUCUGAGGAAUGUUUGGCUCUGACCGCUCUGAAGGUACGUUGUCUCUUGUGUUUUGUCUUUACUUUAUUCCCCGUAACCAGUACUAAUCCUCGAACGACAUUCUGUAGAUGGGUUUGUACACCCUUCAGAUGCGGGAGGCCCGCCUGGCCAAGGAGCGGGGACUGAUCGUUGCCCAGUCUUCUGCUGAGCAACAUGCUGCUGCUGCCAUCGCCUCUCUGGAGGCCGAACGGAAAGCCUUUGCGGAGGAAAAGCAGAGGCUGGACGCUGAACUUGGUACCCUCCGGGUCCAACUUGCAGCUUCCCAGGCGAAGGUCCUUGCCGCUGAGGCUGCCCAGGUCAAAUUUGAAGAGAUGCCAUCCAGCAUCCCGGACGGUCCUUAUGAAGUGAGCGUGGAUCUGUCCGCCGUCCGGGAUACGUUUAAAUCCUCUGAUGAAUUCUCCAUCAUCAAGGAUGAACACGCAAGGGCCCAGAUCCCGUUCGCCUUUGGGGCGUAUUUAAAGGGUUUUCCCAAAGGCGCCGGCCGGCUAUCGGCAGGGGUGGCCCUCUUGGAUAAGGACCCGGAGGCCAAAAAAUGGAAUGAUUCCAUUGUCUCCGAUCUUUAUGGCAAAAUUGGCCAGGUCUUGCUGCGUCCCUUCGUCACUCAGCUUCAAACUCAAUUGGGGAGGCCGGUUCAGGCUUCUGAUCUCCCCUCAGAUGAUAUUAUCCAGGCGCAGUUUGAGAAAUUUCUGCGAGCCCAACAACGGGAAGCUGAUCGAGCUGCGGGAAAAGAGCCUGAACCCCCGUCUGAUGAUGAUGAGGAUGAAGAUGAAGAGGGAGAUGAAAUGGCCCACGAUCAAUAAUUCAUAUGUAUUGUAAUUCUUGUUUUAAUUUCCUUUUUUCCUAGCCUGUAUUUCCCGGUCAGUAGUACCGAUGAAUAUAUAUCCCUUUUUGCCUGAAACUUGGCGUACUGUCUUUUCUGUUUUUAAUGCAUGAUUUACUCGCCAUUCGGGAUUCGGCCUAUUUUGAAGGACUUAACCAAUUUCCCAACUUAUUUCUUGCUCAAACAAUCCUAACGUCGUUGAUCGCCGUUCGGGCAUUAGAAAGUUCUGAUGAUUUAAGGAAAAAACCCCUUCCCCCUGGUACUCAGCCAUUCGGGCUUCAUACCAAAUUUUAGGACUUGACACAUUCUUGCUUCAGAUAAUCUCUUACAACUUGAUAGCCGGUCGGGCUUCAGUUCAAUCCUAGGCUAUCUUUUUAUGACGUUGAUAACCGGUCGGGCUUCAGGUCAACUUUUAGGACUUAGCAGUUUUCUUCCAGAUAACCUUUUACAAUACUGUUGGCCGGUCGGGCUACAGGCUGACAUUUAGGACUUAGCAUUUUCUCCCCGAUAACCUUUUACAAUACUGUUGGCCGGUCGGGCUUCAGGCUGAUAUUUAGGGCUUAGCAUUUUCUUCCUGAUAACCUUUUACAAUACUGUUGGCCGGUCGGGCUUCAGGCUGACAUUUAGGACUUAGCAUUUUCUUCCUGACUUUUAGCAUUUUUCUAAACAGCAAGCCCCUGUGAUUUUUUCUAAUCCUCUGUAAGCCCGUCCGGGGUAUGUGCAUAAAAAAUGAAUCAUAAAUGCCCCAAAUUAAUCGUAACCACCCAAUGCCACGUGUUGCUCCUGGAUUAGGGAUUUGUGCGGUACUUUCCCUAUUUAUAGGGAGGUGCUUCCCCUAAUUUCUCCUGCUGUUUUCUCACUUUUCUUUCGAGCUUUCUCUCUCUAGAAUUCCUUUGCAUACUCUCAAGCCUUCUCUCUCUAGAGUUCCCAAAUUUCCUCCAGCGUUUUUAUGUACUACUCCUCUAGCUCAGAAUCUGAAGAGAUGCCUUUGAUUCGUAAGAGCAAAACAUCCACUGGUAAUCAGGCCGAAGGCUCUUCGUCCCAAACACCCAAACUUGCCAAUACUCAGGUCAGCAAACCUAUCGAACAGCCGCAGGAGGACGGAUGCCUGUCGGGAGAUGACCUUCAGGUUUAUAACAAGGGGAUGUCCGAACGGCCACCCCGCAUUGCCCUACACUUCAAUCGCAUACGCAAACACAAACAACGUCUCCCAGAAGAUGUUGAACGGCAACUUAGCCAGUUGUUGCCCCCACCAAGAGAAUACUAUGCCGGAUUCAUUCGGCAUCCUAUGAGGCACAGACCGGGGCACGUGCUAGUGCAUCUCGAUGCCCUGACUGCUGGACUUCGGUUCCCUCUCCACUCAUUCAUAGUGGAGUUCUUACACCGGGUUGCUGUACUGCCCGCUCAGUUCGUGCCCAGCACCUACCGGAUUCUGACAGGCUUCAUUAUCCGGUGCCACGAGUUGAGGAUCACCCCGAGCGUCGAUCUAUUUCUUUAUCAUUACUGCUAUCAGCCGUACUGGACGACCGGGUACUUGAAGCUGGUAGCCCGUUCUGACCGUCAGCUGUUCACAGAGAACGUUACCCCGCAGGCUGACUGGGAAGAGCGGUUUUUGUUCGUUCGGGUAGGUGAUUCUUUGCCAUUCCCGGACCGGUGGAACGCAUAUCCCGUCCGGGAUUCCCUGCCCAGGGUGGAUGCCGUUCUACGCUCCCAGGCUGAGUCUCUGCGAAUGGGAGGGACCAGAAGUCUUCGCAGCUUUGUCACUGCCUCGAGCAUGUUAUCUGCUGAAAUUGGUGUGAUCUCUCCCAUACCCGUCCGGCGUUCCAUCUCCUCUGCUAAAGGGAAAGAGAAGAUGAUAGCCGAUCGUGAUUCGGCGGGGCAAACCCGAAAAAAGCGCAAAGGAAAUGAUGGCGAUCAUCUGAUCCCGAUCGACCAUGUGGUUGACUUGACCGGGCCGGAGGUUGAGCCCAAAAGUUCAGUACCUGCCAACAGACCAACUCCGGUUCUUACUGCCACACCGAUCGAUGAUCGGAUGUUUGUUGAGUUCUCAAAUAUGGGGCCCAGAUCGGAAGGGAGGUAUCUGUUCGGGUUGAUGCCAUCUUCUAUGUGGUGUCAUACCGCGAUCAAAGUUCCCCCGAGCUUCACUAACUUGACUCACUGGUCGGACCUUUUUGAAGCAGGUCACCAGGAAGCACUUAAGGUACAUUUCAGUCCGUCCCAUACCUUUCUGUUAUUUAUGUUCUACCUUUUCUGACCUUCAUUGUAACCUUGUUUUCAGGCUGGCGUGUAUUAUCACAAAGCCUUUCUUGCCGCGGAGAAGGAGAUGAAAGCCCUGGCCAGUGAUCGGGAUGACAGCCAGGUCCUCCUCUCCGCCGCUCGGAAGUUAGCGACCGACCUCCAAGAGCAGGCCAAAGAGGGUGAGAAGGCAAAAGCUGCUCUGGACGAGAUGCAGGAGACGUCCCAUCGUCGCGACCGGGAGCUCAAAGAACUCCGGGCCAAGGUGCGGGCUGCUGAAUCUGCUGGCAUUAAAUUUGACAAGGCUGUCGGAGAUCAUCUGCCCGAACCCUACACGGUCAAUACCUCUCAGAUUGCUCAGCAAUCGGUAGUGGAUUUCCAACGGGGCAAGGCGCUGAACCUCGCUCUGGAGAAUACGGCCCGGCAAUUCCUAGGUCCUCACCUUGGCCAAUUUUUGCGUGAGAGCUCAGAUCCCAUCAAGGCAGGGAUCGACCUCCUGGACAGCACGCCGGAAGGGAAAUCUUUCUUGGAUGUCCUGACCGAGAAAACCGUCAAGCAAAGUCAGGACCUGCUUCUGGAUAGGAAUCUUGAACUGAUCUUAGAGCGUUUCCCCAAGCCGUUCGAUCCUGAUGAACUAGGCUUUGAUGAUCUGUUCGGGAAUACGUAUGAUCGUGUCAUGGAGAAAAGAUCCAAAGCAGCACCUGACGAUGCAGUGCAGGCAGGGAGCUCUCAGCCUACAUCCUCCCCGAAUGACGAUCAUCCAUUAGUAUAGCCUUUCCUUAUCUGUUGUCUCUUUUCUUGUAUAUUUGUUUUUGUAUAUUCCGGCUAGUAACGCCGAAGAAUAAACUGGGGUUUUUUUUUCCUUUGUCUGUUGCACUUUUUCUAUUCCCUUGAUUGUCCACAAUCUUUUCUACAUGGCCGAACCUCACUCGGCUUAUGUAUCUUUAUAUCUGACACCUUUCCGAACCCGUUUUGAUCCCUUUUCCUGUUCGUGAUGCACGGGUUCAAAACUCUUAGCUGAGGUGAAUUCCUCCAAGCCGUUUUGAUCGUGACCACAGGGUCAAACUCUCGGCUGGGAUAGGGGCUCCCUCCAAACUGUUAACACGUUCGACAUUCGGUCAUCCGGAAUGACUUCACGUGUUAACAAGCUGAGGUGAGACUCUCUUCAUAAUUGUUCUGACACCUUUCCGAACCCGUUUUGACCCCUUUUCCUGUUCGUGACGCACGGGUUCAAAAUUCUUAGCUGAGGUGAAUUCCUCCAAGCGUUUUGAUCGUGACCACAGGGUCAAACUCUCGGCUGGGAUAGGGGCUCCCUCCAAACUGUUAACACGUUCGACAUUCGGUCAUCCGGAAUGACUUCACGCGUUAAUAAGCUGAGGUGAGACUCUCUUCAUAAUUGUUCUGACACCUUUCCGAACCCGUUUUGAUCCCUUUUCCUGUUUGUGACGCACGGGUUCAAAAUUCUUAGCUGAGGUGAAUUCCUCCAAGCCGUUUUGAUCGUGACCACAGGGUCAAACUCUCGGCUGGGAUAGGGGCUCCCUCCAAACUGUUAACACGUUCGACAUUCGGUCAUCCGGAAUGACUUCACGCGUUAAUAAGCUGAGGUGAGACUCUCUUCAUAAUUGUUCUGACACCUUUCCGAACCCGUUUUGAUCCCUUUUCCUGUUUGUGACGCACGGGUUCAAAAUUCUUAGCUGAGGUGAAUUCCUCCAAGCCGUUUUGAUCGUGACCACAGGGUCAAACUCUCGGCUGGGAUAGGGGCUCCCUCCAAACUGUUAACACGUUCGACAUUCGGUCAUCCGGAAUGACUUCACGCGUUAAUAAGCUGAGGUGAGGCUCUCUCCUUCCAAACCCAUAAUUCCGAUGCAUUCCGAAUUGUUUUCUCUGGCUCGUAUAAUCCAUAUUAGGGGUCUGAGGUAACCCUUUUUGGACUGUAAGCAAGGUCGCCGAAGUUGGGUCAUUUCUUACUUAUAGCUAAAAGGGCGACUAGCUUCCAAGUCAAAUUUUAUGACUGAGGCGAGAUUUUUCAAAACCAUAGUUCCGAUUCCCCGGACGACAAUCCGUACCUUAUCCGAACGUCGCUCGGUUAAUCCAUAUCUUACAGUCUUGUCACCAUCUCCAAGCCGUUUUGAUCCCUUUGCCCGUACGUAAUUACAGGGUCGACUUUGGCUAAGUUGACGACUCAGCUCCCUCCAAGCUGUUAACCCGUUCGUCAUUCGAUCAUCCAGAAUGAUUCUACGUGUUAACAAGCUGAGGUGAGAAUCAUUGUCCUUCGAACUCCAGGCCAUUUUGAUCCCUUCAUCAAUGCAUAAUUACAGGGUCAAAACUCUUGCUGAAAUGUAUGGCUCCCUCCAAACUGCUAAUAUGUUCGUCAUUCGGUUUUCCAGAAUCGAUUCUCAUAUUAACCACUGAGGUGAGACUAUCUGAGCGUCAAACUCCCAGUCGUUUGGCUGAGAAUGACUUUCCUUCCAUGGAAUCAACCCGUUCGUCAUUCGGUCAUCCGGAAUGAUCGAGUUAACCAUGGGCACCGAUUUUCUGAGCCUAAAAUCUUCAAGCCAUUUUUGAUCCCUUUAUUCUUACAUAAAUCUAGGGUCAAAAACUCUCUAAACUGAGAAUUGAUUUUCCUUCCAUGGAAUUAACCCGUUCGUCAUUCGGUCAUCCGGAAUGAUCGAGUUAACCAUGGGCACCGAUUUUCUGAGCCUCAAUUCUUCAAGCCGUUUUUGAUCCCUUUAUUCUUUCGUAAUUCUAGGGUCAAAAACUCUCUAAACUGAGAAUUGAUUUUCCUUCCAUGUUGUUAACCCGUUUGUCAUUUGGUUAUCCGGAAUGAUCGAGUUAACCAUGGGUUGAGUUUGUGGAAGUUAUGUCUCCCUCUCUCUCUCUCUCUCUCUAUAUAUAUAUAUAUGAAUAUAUAUAUAUAUAUAUAUAUAUAUAUAUAUAUUUUAGAGGUGGCAACAGCCGUUUUUACUGAUAAAAUCUCCUCAGAUGCUCUACAUUCCAGGUUCCUGCCGGUCGGCCUUCGGUAUUUUGUAGGCCAAACGUUCCUGAAGCAUACUUCUUACACACUUGGUAGGGGCCUUCCCAAUUUUGUGCCAUUUUGCCCCCUUCGAGCGGUUUGCUUUUCUCUCUCUUUCUUAGUACCAGGUCCCCUACCUCGAUUGGACGAACUUUAACCUGCUUAUCGAAGUAUCUUCUUGUGGCUCUGUGAUACUCUUCCAUUCGUGCCGCUGCCAGAUCCCUCCUUUCUUCUACGAAAUGCAAUUCGGCCCGUAAGUUAUCUUCAUUCUGUUCUGGGCUGUAAUGCACCGUUCGGUGUGUGGGAACUAGGAUCUCCGUUGGUACUUUGGCUUGAAAACCAUAGGCAAGGGCAAAUGGAGUCUCUCUCGUGGCCGUUCAGGGUGUGGUCCUGUAAGUCUAUAGAAUGUAAUUCAACUGAUCAGGCCACGACGAGGAGUAUUCUUCCAGCUUCUUCUUCAUGCCAUCCAUGAUGGUUCGGUUCAUAUUUUCUACCUGGCCAUUUGCCUGAGGGUAUACGACGGAUGCUCUGGAAUGCUUGAUCCCCCAUUUGACCAGGUAGUUCUUAAAAUUCCGGCUCACGAACUGCGUUCCAUUGUCAGUUAUAAUAUGUUCAGGGAUUCCGAAUCGGCAAAUGAUAUUUUUCCAGACAAACUUCUGGCACUUUACAUCUGUGAUGCUGGCCAGUGGCUCGGCCUCUACCCAUUUGGUGAAGUAAUCUAUCCCCACAAUGAUGUACUUGUUGUUUCCGGGUGCAGUAGGUAGAGGACCUAACAGGUCUAUUCCCCAUCUUGCAAAUGGAAGGGCCACCGUCAUUGGAGUGUAGAAAGUGGCAGGCCGUCCGGGAACCGGUGCGUAUAAUUGGCAUACCUUACAUUUCCUGGUAUGCGUGAAGCAGUCCUGUUGGAUAGUCGGCCAAUAAUAUCCUUGCAAGAUGAUUUUUCUGGCCAGCGUCUUGGGCCCUUGGUGACUGGAACAGAUACCUUCAUGAAUCUCUUCCAUUACAGCUGCCGCUAGAUCGGGUGGGAGGCAUUUCAGAUAUGGUCCCCCAAAUGUCUUUUUGUACAGCUGCCCGUCCACCAACUUGAACAUGGAAGCCCUCCUCUGGAUGCAUUUUAUUUGAUAAGCAGGAUUUUUAUCUUGCGGGAGGGUUCCAUUUUUUAGGUAGUUGGUCAUAUCCAUGACCCUGCUCGGGAUGGCAUAAGAUAUGGCCUCGAUCUGGAGAACCAUUAUUGCUGGGGUUGUCAAUGUUUCCCGAUGGGCAAAACGUUGGAUAUGAGCCGGGAUCUCCUGUGCCCGAUCGUCAAACGCUGCAUGUUCUAAUUUGGACAGGAUAUCUGCUUCAGUAUUUUCGAUUCUGGAUAUCUGGUCGAGCACCACCUGUUCAAAUUUAUGUAUCUGCUCCUCGACCAUUUCCUUGUAUGCCUUCAUCCUUUCUUCUUUGGCCUCAACCGUGCCGUUCACUUGAUGUACCACCAGUUGACUGUCCGAUCUCACUUUUAACCGAUCGGCGCCCAGGGCCUUUGCAUACUUUAAACCAGCAAUGAGAGCUUCAUAUUCAGCCUCAUUGUUGGUCACCUUAAAAUCAAAAUGAAUGGAAUAAUACGCUUUGAACCCCUCGGGCGAUGUGAUCACAGCUCCAGCUCCACAACCUUUAGCACUAGAUGCUCCAUCCACGUACAUUUCCCACCAGUUAUCCAACUCGUUGUUCUCUGAAUCUUUUUCUGAGGGCCGGGCGGUACAUUCUGCAAUGAAAUCUGCCAGGGCCUGCCCUUUGAUAGUAGGCCGGGGUUUGAAAUCUACCUCGUACUGCCCGAUCAGGAGACUCCACUUGGUAAUGCGCCCACUUGCCAUAGGAUUUCUCAAGAUGGUGGAUAAUGGUUGGGUAGUAUAUACAGUUACCGGGUGGGUUUGGAAAUACGGGGCCAGGCGUGUAAUGGCAGCUAUCAGGGCCAGUAUAUUCUUUUCUAGCAAUGUGUACCUGGUUUCCGGGCCGUUCAACGCCUUGCUCACAAAAUAUAUUGGCCAUUGAACGCCAUCUUCUUCUUUCAGCAGAACCGUGCUUACGGCCAAGUCGGCUACAGCCAGGUACAUAUACAGAUGUUCCCCUGGUUCGGGCUUUGUCAAGACCAGGGGGGAAGACAGAUAUGUCUUGAAAUCCUCAAAGGCCGUUUGGCAUUCGGCCGUCCACUCGAAAGGGUUGGCUUUCUUCAUGAUUUGGAAAAACGGGAUAGCUCGAUCGGCCAGUUUUGAUAGGAAUCUGCUCAGGGCUGCUAGCCGACCGGUCAAUCUUUGUACUUCCUUGAGAUUCCUCGGGGGCUCCAUGUCCACAAUGGCCUUUACUUUUUCUGGAUUGGGCUCAAUCCCCUUCUCGCUCAUCAUGUACCCCAAAAAUUUGCCUCCUCUUACAGCAAACGCGCAUUUCUUGGGAUUGAGCCUCAUAUUCGCCCUUUGCAUUAUCCUGAACACCUUUUCUAUGUCCAGGACAUGGUUUUCCUUCUUUUUGCUCUUGAUCAGGAUGUCAUCAACGUAGGCUUCCAUUGUGACACCCAGUACAUCUUUAAACAGCAUCCCGAUCAUCCUCUGGAAGGUUGCCAUCGCGUUCUUUAAUCCGAAUGGCAUGACGAUGUAGCAGAACACGCCAUCCGAAGUAACAAACGCCGUUUUCUCUGCAUCGGCCGGGUGCAUGAAUAUCUGAUGAUAACCUCGGAAAGCAUCCAUGAAGCUCAGUAACCCGCACCCAGCAGUCUCAUCCACUAGCAGAUCGAUCCUCGGUACUGGGUAGGGAUCCAUGGGGCAUGCUUUAUUGAGAUCGGAGUAAUCCACGCACAUUCUCCAGGUAGAUUGCUUUGGGGCUAGAACCACAUUGGAUAGCCAUUCUACGUGGAUUACCGGACGGAUAUGCUUUAUCCUCAGCAAAGUGGCCACUUCCUUCUUGGUGAAUUCCCGCCGUUCGGUCGCUUGGUAUCGUUUCUUCUGUUGGACCGGUUUUGCAUCAGACCGAACGACAAGUUUGUGGCAUAUUAUUUCUGGAUCAAUGCCGGGCAUAUCUUCUGGCCCCCGGGCAAAUAGCACCUGAAACCUUUUGAGGACGGCAAUCACGCCAUCCCGGAUAUGUGCCUCCAGAUCUACCCCGAUAGCGACCUUACGGUUCGGGGGAAAGUCGAGGUCGAUUUGUUCAAGAAGGGUGGCGGGCUCCGGAUGUGCCUCGAACUCCGUUCGGUGGGUUUCCACCCGCAUCCCACGAGUGUUCAUCUGUUUCAGGGCCUCCCGAUAACAUGUCCGGGCUGUUGUUGGGUCAGUUCUGGCCACCCCUACCCCAGUGUCUGUGGGGAAUUUGAUGCAUGAGUGGCGGACAGAGGCUAUUGCCUCCAGAUCUUCUAAUCCCGGUCGGCCCAAAAUGGCAUUAUGGGCGCACUUUAUGUCUACCACCACGAACGUCAUUCGGAGUGACGCUCUGUGGGUUUCAUCUCCAAUUUCAACCAUCAAUUGGAUGGUCCCUUCCGCCUCGAUGCAGUUACCGGUAAAACUCGCCAGCGGAGUCCACAGGUGGGUCAGGUUGCUCCUUUGCAGAUCCAUUUUCUCGAAUGAUUGUAGAUACAAUACAUUCACACUGCUCCCAGUAUCGACCAGCACUCGGCGGAUUAAAGCAUUGUCAAUACACAUGCUUACUACCAGUUCAUCCCUGUGGGGGCUUGGAGAGUUGGGUAGAUCAGCUGGCCCGAACGUGAUCGGGUCUGUCCUUCCUUUCUUCUGGGGGGGCGCGGAGACGGACCCCACAUAAAGACUCCGCUCGAACCUUUUCCGUUCGGCGUUCGAAUCUCCGGUCUCUCCGCCCCCAAAUAUGACCCUGACCUCCAUUCGAGGCUUCUUUCCGGGGCCUCCCGAGCCCUCUGGCUCCUCUCUGGGAGGAACAUACACAUCAUUCUGAGGCUGGGCGUCACGUUGAACAUCCCGGCGCCAGCUGUUAGGUUUCCUGGCCGGUUUUAACGUGCCCAUUGCAUUCGGAUCUUUGUUCACAUAUUUGCCCAGAUGGCCCCUUCGGAUCAGAUCCUCAAUUGCUGUUUGCAGGGCCCUGCAGGCAUUGGUGGCAUGACCCUUUCUGUUGUGAUAUUUACAGAAAGCAUUGUCAUCCGUUCCCAUGAAUUGUCCAGAAUCAGUCGGGAUGGGAAUAUUGUCCCUCUCGUUCUGAUAGAUGGCCGCUAUUGAUAGGACCAGGGGUGUAAAUCUCCCUUGUUUGGGAGGUAAAGUGGCCGCUGGGCUAGGACCCCGCCGAUCAGCCAGUCUGAUCGGGGCAGCAGGCGUAAUGACCUUAUCCCUGAUCAUUAUUUCUUCUUCUAGGGCGGCAUGCUUGCGCGCCCUAUCUAAUACUUCGGCGUACGCCGUGCCCGGAUUCUUCUUCAACUCUUUGUACAACUCCCCCGUUCGGAGAGCAUUCGUGAACAGGGUGAUGGCGGUAUCAUCCGUCAUGCUCCCCACUGUUAAAGUUUCAUCCCUCCACCUUUUCAGGAAUUGGUUGAGGGUCUCCUUGGCGUUUUGCUUCACGCUGGUCAGAUAGCUGAAGUGCCGUUUGGGAUUGGCACUGGAAGCAAAUUGAGCCAAGAAUAACGUUGAUAACUCGGUAAAGCUAUUGAUUGACCCGGGCUGUAAUGUCCCGAACCAUUCCUGGGCAGGCCCCCUGAGCGUGCUGAAAAACAAACGGCAAAUGGCAGCCUCGGGUGCUCCUAGCAGCAUAAGUCCGCCUUGGUAACUCCUCAGAUGUACGUGGGGAUCUCCCACCCCAUCAUAUAUUUGGCCGGUCGGGGGCUUGGCACCCCCUUGGAUAUCCGCGUACAUGAGCUCCCUUGUAAACGGGGAAGUAAUCCCCAGUUGGACUGGUGCAGGUUGUGCAGGUACCCUGUUCAUGUGGUCCCGCAUUUCGUUCAUUUGCCUCCUUAUCUCGGCCAUCUCUUCCUCCUGGGCCGUCAGAGGGGACGGUGGUGGAACCCUCAUAUCCGCACAGUCCCGAUCCCAAUGCUGCUGAGGGGCCCUAGUAUUUUCCCGCUCGGCAUAUUGGAAAUGAUGACCGACGGGAGUUGGUCCUCUAGCUUGCGACCCGACCGGGGUUCGGUCACUGGGACUGGGAUGCGCUGCUGGUGGGGCGCUACGUCGAUUAUCCCGAUGGGUAUGUGAGCGGGAUGACGCUGUGGUCGUUUCCGCGCGUGGAGUUUCUCCUGUAAAGCUGGAACCUCCUUCUUCUUCGUUUGCCAUGUGCUGCAUGAAUUGGGCCAUGUCACGCAUGGCCUGGGGAUUUCUCCUCAGAGAUUCGGGGAUCACAAAAUCCCCAUUAAUGCGAGGAUAGGAUCCUCGACUGGAUUGUCCCUGGGGGUUUUGACUCCCCGGGGUGUUACUCCUCCCGUGACGGUGUGAACCGUCGUUUGUAUGAUAGGAAUUGAUUCUGACCAUUUUAAAAAAUAGAGGUUUUUUGGAUGUUUAGAAAGUGAAACUUUUUGCAAGUUCCCACAGACGGCGCCAAUGUUGAGGGUAAGUCCCGUAGAUCCGAAAGCCCAACACGAACUUUGGAUAUAUCAGGAAUGGCCUAGAAUCAGGGUGUACGAGAAAAUAUAAGAUCUGAACUAACUAAAACUCGAAAGCUCACUUGUAUUAAUUAACCAAUCUGAUUACAAGGGAUUUCCCGAUCGAUAAGUCGGAAACUAUGCCUUAAUACAAGAAAUAAGAGCAAAAGAUGCUAUUCUAGAGCUUGAGUAUUGAAAUGCUAACCCUUACAAUGACUUGAAACCUUCUAUUUAUACUAAUGGAGAGCAUGGGCUGCCUCUUGCUGAUUGGCCGUUGUUCCACCGACUUGGUCAUCCAUGCUUCCACUUGCUGAUGUCACAGUCUGGCAUUAACUGCACCUGGCCACUUGCUGGUUGGCCGUUGCUCGAACGGGAUGUUGGUCCAUACUGAAGAAGCUGUCAACUUGGCCCAAGUAUAGUAAAUAGUCCGAACCUCGUUCGGUAUGUCUUCUUAUUGGGCCAACCUUUAUUUGGGCCGAACCCCGUUCGGUAUGUCUCCUUACUGGAUCUUCUCACCAUAGAGUGAUGGGCCUGUUACUUGGGCCGGAUAUCUUGGGCCUUCCCGAUCUGGGUAUUGGGCCUCUAGGUCAAUAUCCCAACAGGAUAUAUGAAACAAUUGUGUACAAAGACAGAAGAAUUAAUUGACAUUUUACUGUAGUGUUUGAUUUGAUGAGUUAUUAUGAUCCGAAAUGACAACAAACCUAUUGAUUUGGAACGUGAGAAUGUUAAAUUUGGAUAUCAUUUUUCUUACACUAAGGUUGGGGUCAGGGGCAAAGUGAACUGAAACUGUUUUUAUGGAAAUUUGUAUCUUGGAACCAAUUUCUCAAUUUGGAUAUCAAUUAUUCGGCCAAGUCCUAAACUUGAAACCGAAUUGUAGGCAAGUUAAUUAUUAGAAAGUACAUAUUUUGAAACAUGGAAGUUGUACAGAUAAAGUUUUCGUUUCGGAAAAUCAGAAAUUCUAAAUAAAUUUUUAGAAACUCUCUAAAUGAUUGUUUUUUUAUUACUAAAACUCCAUUUACGGUUUCCCUAUAGAACUGGGUACAAAGAAUUGGUGUGUACCUAACAUAUUUGUCUGCUAAUUUACACCACCUCAGUGGGGUUGGGCAGUUUUUCUCAUCAAUUUUAAUGUUUGGUAAGCAUGUAUUAGUUGACAUGAAAGACGUGAGUGAUGACGAGCCUUUAAAGUAUAGGUGAUAACAGCUAGGCUAAAGUUCGGUGUGAAAAGAGGUUCUAUGUAGGCAUGUCAAUCGGUCGGAACUAGACAGGAACUCCGGUAUACCGUACCGAACUCGGGAAUCACUCAGACAAGGCAAGAUAUGAGGCCGAGCUCGAGCAGACCGAGCUCGGUAUCAGCUCUGACCUCAGGCACUUACGCAAGGUCAAUCGAAUUCGAUAGCGCAGGACAAGAUCAAAGAUAUCUCCUCUAGCGAUGGGCACGAGCACCCGAGCUCUGACCUCAGGGAGCUCGGGGUCUCGCAAAACACUAUGGACUUAGACAAUAUACGGAAGUAAAUGCUGCACAAGGCUAUCAACACGUCAUCACCACCUCCAAAGGGUGUCACGUCACUCCUGGCAGUUAAGAGGAAGAAUACUCCGGAUAAUACACGUGUAUGUAGCCCGCACGUGUAUUCCAGUAUCAGUUUGUUACAGGCAGUUCCAAUCAGCCAACUAUCCAGUUAUCUCUCUAAUCACCUCUACACGUGCCAACGCCCCAGUAGAUCAGUUUGUUUAGUUUGUUAGACAAACAGGACAUGCAAUUUCUCCACAAUAGAAUAACAUCUUUUUUACUUGGGCACAAAGUAUCUCUUUUAGUAUAAAUAUCACAUUCCAGCCUGUGGAAAGGGAUAUGAAAUUAGACUCUCUUGUUGUUACUCUGCUAAAAUACUGACUUAAGCUUUUCCGAUCUUCUUCUCUUCUUACUUUUCCCGGAUUCCGG
Cuscuta europaea is the source of this 17417-nucleotide messenger RNA. The record is from the annotation of a GenBank genome assembly. Lineage: Eukaryota; Viridiplantae; Streptophyta; Magnoliopsida; Solanales; Convolvulaceae.